AUGAGCGAACCAAUCCGCCAAGGAACCACAAGCUCAUUUCCAAUCCAAGAUCCUGAGUUGGCUCGAAAGUUAGCUGAGAUGGAGGCGCUCAUUCAACGGAUUCCUGGGAUGCCGGCUCCGAUUAAGAAGAGUGCAGCAAGCUGUUAUGCAGACUCUCCAUUCGUAGAUGACAUUGCACUAGUGGAAAUGCCAAAGAAGUUCAACUUCCCAAAUAUGAAGAUGUUUGACGGGACAUCUGACCCGGAUGAUCACAUCGCACAGUAUAGGCAGAGGAUGUUCACCUUUGCUAGUAGCAGGAAACUUGAAAAGUCUGAAGAAGACCUCUACAUCAUAGUUCAACGACGGGGUGAGCCUUUACGAGAGUACGUAGGCCGCCUCAACAAAGAAAAGGUUUUUAUAACCCAUUGUAAUCAGGACACAACCAUCUCAGCCUUCCGCAAGGGACUCCGCUACGACUCAGACCUAUACAAAGAACUUACCAAGUAUCCUUGCAAGACGAUGGAAGACGUUCUCACCAAAGCCUGGGCACAUAUCAAGUGGGAGGAGGAUGAAGCUAACUAUUAUCACUCUUCUCCGAGGAAAGACACUCGAAGAGACUCAAGGGCAGGCAGACGGCAGAGUGAUAGACGAUCCGAGCCAUACCCGUAUCCCAACAGAUCAGAGAACAGAAGGAGGGAGUACAACCAGUCGUCCGAGACACAUCUGCGAGAUGGGCCAAAGAUACCAGAAUACAAUCUUUCAAUUUCACCAGCCGAAGUCGUUGGCGUACUGAAAGGACUUGGAGACAUAGUGAAAUGGCCAGAAAGGAUGAGGACUCCAUCUGACCAGCGAGACAAAGCAAAAUGGUGUGAAUUCCACAAUGACCACGGUCACCGAACGGAUGAGUGCAUUGCCUUAAAACUCGAAGAGGCAGACAGGUCAGUCGUCCGAAGAGAAGUAACCCCGCCGAAGCCACCUACUCAUGAACAAACGGUGAAUGUAAUAACUGGUGGCUCUGAGGUAAGCGGAGUCACCCAUUCAGCAGCCAAAAGACAUGCCAGGCAGACCAACUGGAUCAAAGGAGAGUCCAGCGAGACAGAGAAGAAUACCAUCAACCUACCAGCUCAAACCAUCAGUUUCUCAACAACAGAGUCAACCAAACUCCUCAACCCACAUCAUGAUGCUCUUGUCAUUGCACUUUACAUUGCUAAUUGUCUUACUAAACAUAUACUUAUUGAUGAUGGUAGUUCAGCUAACAUUUUAUUUUUAAGUGUUCUCAGGGAAAUGGGGAUAGAUGAAUCAAAGAUUAUAAAGAAGACUACAAUCCUCAUCGGUUUCAGUGGAGAACAAAAGAACACACUAGGAGAGAUCGAGCUACCAGUCUAUGCCAAAGGAGUCAAUCUAUGCACAAGAUUUCUGGUAGUAGACUCUCCAUCUACUUACAACGUGAUACUGGGUCGACCAUGGAUACAUGAAAUGGAGGCAGUCCCUUCAACAUACCACCAAGUCCUAAGGUUCCCAACUAAGUGGGGAGUAAAAGAAAUUAAAGGCCAACAGAAAGAUUCGAGAGCGUGUUACCAGACUACCAUGAAGGCCAAACCCGCUCAGUUAUAG
Messenger RNA from Humulus lupulus (European hop), 1593 nucleotides. RefSeq lists its product as uncharacterized. NCBI's taxonomy places the organism in Eukaryota, Viridiplantae, Streptophyta, Magnoliopsida, Rosales, Cannabaceae. The record is from RefSeq and is a predicted model, not a curated record. The transcript has 3 exons. The coding region runs from base 1 to 1593 and encodes 530 amino acids.